GCCCACCCGCAUGGGUAACGCGCACGCGCGACUUGCAGCAGAGCAAGUGUAGUGUAGUAGUGCUGAGGCGAGACAAAGAUGGCGGCGAUGGCGGGGGAAGCAGCGUGAUACGCUGGAGGAGUUGAGUUUUUCACCGACCCGAGUACGAGCGCUCCAUACACCGAGGACAAGGCACCAUGUCAGAGUAGGCGAGCAAGCUUGAAAGCAUUUCGCGUCAAAACCAGAGCGCUUUAUUUUUGGUCCGCGACAGGACGGCCAUCUUUCCGCUGAAGGAGACGGAGAAGCAGAACCAUCUCACCGGGAGCAUGGCUGCGCACGGCAACCAGUACAUCUUUGGGGAGUUCAGCCCGGACGAGUUCAAUCAGUUCUUCGUGACGCCUCGCUGUUAUGUUGAGCUUCCUCCCUUCAACGAGAAAGCCUCCUGUGUCACUCAUAACUCAGGAGGUUACUGCACUGUUGAUGUGCCGUACAUUACGGAAUCAAUGAGACGGCAGGUCUGCGGAGAGGACUACCAGCACAUCGAGUUUGGAGUGGAUGAGGUGAUGAGUUCAGAGCCUGUGAUGGUAAAAGACUCCUCGUACAAAGUGUCCAGCACUCUGAACCCUCAGGCUCCCGAGUUCAUCCUCGGCUGCCAGCCGGCUCAGAAACCUCCCCCCAUGGCCGCUCCGGUCUCCGGCGACUCGCUUGAGCCCGAUUUCAACUCCGUGGACUGCGCGGACUCUGAGCCUUCGGCCCUGGAUGGCCAGCAGGCCUGCUCUGACGCAGAUGGCGUUUCCGGCGGCCUGGGCCUACGAGAACGCAAAAAAAAGAAAAAACGACCUCCAGGAUACUACAACUAUCUGGAGGGCUGCGAAAGUGGAGGUGCACCAGUGGAUGGCGUGACCAGCACGGGGCUGGUGAACGGACACGGUCUCAGCACUCCGGCCCUGGGGUCUGAGGACACUCCCACUGAUUUGACUCCUUCCACACUUUCUUCCACAUCAUCCACAGGUCAGUCUGGCCCUCCCACCAACCAGAGGACUUGUGACAGCCCUGAUGAAUCUUCCGUGGACUUGCCAAGCGGGGCCGCCUCUUUGUUGGACGGUAAUGCCGCGGCUUCCUCCUCCUCCUCCUCCUCUUCUUCUUCUUCCUCCUCCCAGAGUGGUGGUCAUGCUGAAGGGGCCAGGACUGCAGAGCAGCACUCAGAACCCUCUGCUCUAGAUAGCCCCGAACUGCCGGGCAGCGACCCAUGCCCGACCUCUUCGCCUUCUCCUCCCCCUUCUGCUGCUGACCCUGCUACUACUGAUGAGGAUGAAGAGCGCCAGGCUAACGGGACAUCAGAGCAGUCGCCUGCCACCAGACUCGACAUGGCCGAUACUCAGGCAGGCGCUGUUUUGGUCCCAUCCCCCACGGACUCAGGGGCUCGGGCACCUUCACUUUCUCCGCCCUCUCCUGCCAUGGCGACUGUCCCAAACGCCCCCAAAUCCUGGGCUAGUCUCUUCCACAACUCCAAGCCUUCGGCCGGAGGCCCUCAGGCAUACGUCGAGGUGAAGGCCGCAGUCGUCACGGUGCCCGCGGCUCCCACCCCUGCCGCCGAGCAGUCAGAGAAACCUUGCGACAUCCGGGAGGGGCCCGUUCCCGUCUCGGAAGACCCCAUGGCACCAAAACUGGCAGAACUUAUCGAGAAUGUGAAGUUGAUGCAUAAGCCUGUGUCUCUGCAACCCAGAGGACUGAUCAACAAGGGCAACUGGUGCUACAUCAAUGCCACCCUGCAGGCGCUGAUCGCAUGCCCGCCCAUGUAUCACCUGAUGAAGUCCAUUCCCAUCUUUACUGAAACGCAAAGACCCUGCACGUCCACGCCCAUGAUGGACAACUUUGUUCGGCUCGUGAAUGAGUUCAGCAACAUGCCUGUUUCCUCAAAAGCCAAACAGCAAGGAGAGAAGAUAACAAAAGAUAUCAGACCGGGUGUUCCCUUUGAGCCAACGUACAUCUACAAACUCCUCACGCUGACCAAAUCCAGCCUCUCAGAGAAGGGUCGUCAGGAGGAUGCUGAGGAGUAUCUGGGCUUCACGCUGAACGGACUGCACGAGGAAAUGCUCACACUCAAGAAGCUUAUUUCUCCACCAGAAGAGAAAGCUUCCACACCGAACGGGCCGGGGUCACAUGUAGUCACCGAGGAACCCGCAAACAGAGGGGAGGACGAGGGAGAGGAGGGAAGCGAGGAUGAGUGGGAGCAGGUUGGACCCAGGAACAAAACCUCUAUCACCCGGCAAGCAGAUUUCAUCCGCACCCCCAUCACUGACAUAUUUGGAGGGCACAUCAGAUCGGUGGUGUACCAGCAGAGCUCGAAAGAGUCGGCUACGCUCCAGCCGUUCUUCACGCUGCAGCUGGACAUCCAGUCGGAGAAGAUCCGCACGGUGCAGGAGGCGCUAGAGACCAUGGUGGCUCGUGAAUCGGUCCAGGGCUACACCACUAAAACCAAGCAGGAGAUCGAGAUCAGCAGACGGAUGACUCUGGAGGAACUCCCUCCCGUGCUCGUGCUCCACCUCAAGAGGUUCGUCUUUGAGAAGACCGGCGGCUGCCAGAAGCUGGUCAAGAACAUUGAUUACCCCGUGGACCUGGAGAUUAGCAAAGAUCUCCUGUCACCGGGUGUGCGGAGCAAAACUUUGAAAGGCCAAAGAACCUACAGGCUCUUUGCAGUCGUCUAUCACCAUGGGAACAGUGCCACGGGCGGCCAUUACACUACGGACGUCUUCCACAUCGGGCUGAACGGCUGGCUGCGCAUCGACGACCAGGCGGUCAAGGUGAUCAACCAGUACCACGUGGUGAAGCAGACUGCAGAGCGCACCGCCUACCUGCUUUACUACCGCCGUGUCGACCUGCUGUAGAAAACCACACACUUAGACACACACACACACACACUUUCUAACCCAACACACACUCACACAAUCACUGUCUCACACGCCUCAACAGGAACACUGCCCAACUUCUUGUUCUUCUCCUCCUCAUGCGAGUUUCCUCCCUCUCCUCGUCAUCCCUCGCUUUCACGCGGAGCCGGCUUUUUCAUGUCGGGGAAAAUUUCAAACCCGGUAUCUUAAAGACUUCUGUGAGAUGUUUCGAGACUGAUGCUGCAGCGUGAAGGAGGGCACGGCGACAGACGGAGACGCUUCAAUCCCCUUCCUCCGCCAGACUGAUCGAGGGACUGCGUUUUUUCUUCUUCUCUCUUUUCCUUUUCUUAAGCAAUUUUUUUAAUGGCAUCGUGUGAGAGUGAACGAUUUAAGUGUUUUGCCUUUUAUCGAAGGGAUUCAGUGGUCGUCGUUCUGCUGGAUGAAAUCAUAAAUUUUUUUCUUUUUUUUUGUCUUUUCUUUUUGAAGCCCUCCACCAGCAAACUUUGACACACACAAAAAAAAACUGAGUCGAGCACGCAGAACACGAGUUUCCUUCCGAAUCCUGGCGACACAAGACACUCUGCUCCGCCGUUGCCAUCUCCUCGUUUUUCUCCUCUUUCUUCUCCUCUUUCUCUUCCUCCUUUGCACUCCUCUCCUCUCUGCUUUGUUGUUCUCUCGUCUGUCCUUCAUGAUCUCGACACUCAGGCCUAGCUGAGCGAAGAAAAGCAAGUAAAAAACACUGGAGCCAUCAGAUUAUAAGGAGACGUCAGAUCGGGAGCGAGGGAGCUGUGGCUGGAG
Messenger RNA from Clarias gariepinus (North African catfish), 3665 nucleotides. It is a transcript of the gene usp10, whose product is annotated as ubiquitin specific peptidase 10. The transcript is spliced from 15 exons. Gene Ontology annotation, molecular function: cysteine-type endopeptidase activity; cysteine-type deubiquitinase activity. The record is from RefSeq and is a predicted model, not a curated record. Gene Ontology annotation, cellular component: cytosol; nucleus. The coding region runs from base 306 to 2867 and encodes 853 amino acids. Gene Ontology annotation, biological process: protein deubiquitination; DNA damage response, signal transduction by p53 class mediator; regulation of autophagy. Lineage: Eukaryota; Metazoa; Chordata; Actinopteri; Siluriformes; Clariidae.